Conger conger (European conger) is the source of this 1559-nucleotide messenger RNA. Its product is annotated as protein C19orf12 homolog. The record is from RefSeq and is a predicted model, not a curated record. Lineage: Eukaryota; Metazoa; Chordata; Actinopteri; Anguilliformes; Congridae. The coding region runs from base 225 to 650 and encodes 141 amino acids. The transcript is spliced from 3 exons.
UGCAAAUGACUGGAGAGCAGUCAGAUGGUUUCGCUUGGUUCUGAUAGCACAUGAAUUCUGUGUUUGGUAAGUUAGCUAGCUAGAUGUAGGCUAUUCGAAUUACACCAUAGUAGUAUAAAGCGGUACAAGCGGAUUAAUCAAAACGUGUGCGCUGCUAAGCAGAAAGGUUGCUGGGAACGUGUUUGAUUGCGUUAUCGCUCGAGGGAGAAGUUCAAACAGCAAAGAUGCCUCCAAGAAUGGAUGACGUCAUGAGACUAUGUUGCGAGCUGUCUACUAACCAGCAGAUGAAGGCAGCUGUGAAGAAUUCUGGGAAGGGUGCUAUGCUGGCUGGGGCAGUAGCAUUCGCAGGAGGACUGAUGGGAGGUCCUCCGGGAAUUGCAGUAGGUGGUGCUGUGGGGGGGCUGCUGGGAUGUUGGAUGACCAGCGGGCAGUUCCGACCCCUCCCUCAGAUCAUCCUGGAGCUGCCGCCCCAGCAACAGCAGAAGCUGUACAACGACAUUACGGGGGUGCUGGGCUCGCUCGACUGGACCGACGUGGCCCAGCUGGUCGCCCUGGUGAUGGGGAACGCUACACUCAAGCAGCAAGUGACCGCGGCUCUCCUGAACUACGUCACCCGUGAGCUGAGGGCGGAGGUGCAGUACGGCGACUGAUUCCACACCCUCCAUCCACAGCUCCAUAGUUUAUCAAACUGUUCUGAAAGGGAGAACACAUCCAUAUGAUAUACAGGAGGUCUGGCUUUUCCCCUCGAUUGGGAAGAGUACUCCACCCAAUAGGAAGAAGAACAGGAAAAAAAACUCAUCAAAAUCGAAAGCAUGUCAGUUUGAGGAAAGCCUUAUUCGUUUUGACUUGAAUUUAAGAGUGGAUGCAUUAUACCUGGACACUGGACAAGAUGCCUCUGGUUUACUGUGGUACAAUGUUUGCUUGUUACUUAAGUGACAAGGAUGACUGUUAUGAAUGUGUUUUACUGCUGUGAAAUUCGGGUGGGUUAAAAUGAAGAAAUGUAUAGGUUGCUCUAUGUGCAUUCAUAAUAGCAAUAUUUCUUUCAUGUGCUUCAAAUGAAUCUCGAGUGGGUCUUCUCCACAAGAAAAUUAUAUUUUUAGAUUUGUUUUAUUUUUUGAAUUGGAGAAAAUCAAUAAAAUUUUGAAACUAGGCAUAUACUGUCCACCAUAAAGGCUUAGCUUAAAAUGGUUGAAUAAAUGUGCACUGCACAUAACCAUGCAUUGAUCAGUAAUCGGAUGCCUAUAGGUACAGUAGCACCACUUGGACAACUGAAUACUGAUAAAUCAGUGGCUUUUAAAUUUUUAUAUGUGCCAAACAAUUCCAAUAGGCCAUCGAAUGGAUUCAACAUUCAGCGCAAGGGAAUACUUUUUCCUAUGCACAAACCAGCCAGAUGUCAAGACACUACUUUUUAUAUUCACUCCUAUUCAUUUAUGAGUUGUUGGCCUUGUACACUCGAGUGCCAGGAGUCUGUUUUCAGUCUCCAUCUGAUGAUGAUUAUUAUUAUUGUUUGUUAUAGUAGUAUUAUAUCAUAUAAUAUAAACAAUAAACAAUGCAAUUUA